This is a messenger RNA of Sinocyclocheilus anshuiensis, 2156 nucleotides long. Its product is annotated as transmembrane 9 superfamily member 3. Gene Ontology annotation, cellular component: membrane. The transcript is spliced from 15 exons. The coding region runs from base 137 to 1897 and encodes 586 amino acids. The record is from RefSeq and is a predicted model, not a curated record. Lineage: Eukaryota; Metazoa; Chordata; Actinopteri; Cypriniformes; Cyprinidae. Gene Ontology annotation, biological process: protein localization to membrane.
UGAACAGUUUUACGACAAACUCGUAUGUGUGCAUCGUUAAGACAACCACUGUCAUAGAACCAGGAAGAAGGAAGGUGGGAUAGCCCCCCAAAAAGAUACCAUCUCAAAUCAGUCACGGAAUUUACUCUACAAAAUCAUGGGGCUCUGCUGGUGGACGAUUGAAGUGGUUGUCUUGGCGACUCUUUUUAGUUCACUUCUGCUAGUUCGAGCAGAUGAACACGACCACAAGUACACAGAUAAAGAGGAGGUGGUUCUAUGGAUGAAUACAGUGGGCCCUUAUCACAACCGACAGGAGACUUAUAAGUACUUCUCCCUACCGUUCUGCGUGGGCACCAAGAAAACUAUUAGUCACUAUCAUGAGACGUUGGGAGAAGCGCUGCAGGGGGUUGAAUUGGAGUUCAGCGGUCUAGACAUCAAGUUCAAAGAGGAGGUGAUGCAGACAACCUACUGUGACAUUGAACUUGACAAACCUAAAAGAGAUGCGUUUGUCUAUGCAAUCAAGAACCACUACUGGUACCAAAUGUACAUAGAUGAUCUUCCCAUCUGGGGAAUUGUUGGUGAAGCUGACGAGAAUGGUGAGGACUAUUAUCUCUGGACUUACAAAAAGCUGGAGAUUGGACAAAAUGGGAAUAGAAUUGUGGAUGUUAACCUGACCAGCGAGGGGAAGGUCAAGCUUGUGCCAAACACAAGAAUUCCCAUGUCAUACUCAGUGAAGUGGAAGAAAUCUGAUGUGAAAUUUGAAGAUAGAUUUGACAAGUACCUUGAUCCAUCCUUCUUUCAACACAGAAUUCACUGGUUCUCAAUAUUCAACUCUUUCAUGAUGGUGAUUUUCCUGGUUGGCCUUGUUUCAAUGAUCCUGAUGAGGACAUUAAGGAAAGACUAUGCCAGAUACAGCAAAGAAGAGGAAAUGGAUGACAUGGAUCGUGAUCUUGGUGAUGAAUAUGGAUGGAAGCAGGUUCAUGGUGAUGUGUUCAGGCCGUCCAGCCAUCCGCUGAUCUUCUCCUCCCUCAUUGGCUCUGGCUGUCAGAUCUUCUCUGUUUCCCUCAUAGUCAUCAUUUUGGCUAUGAUUGAGGACUUGUAUACAGAGAGAGGGUCCAUGCUGAGUACAGCCAUAUUUGUUUAUGCUGCCACAUCUCCAGUCAACGGCUACUUUGGUGGAAGUCUAUAUGCAAAACAAGGAGGGAGAAGAUGGAUAAAACAGAUGUUCAUAGGAGCUUUUCUGAUUCCUGCCAUGGUGUGUGGCACAGCAUUCUUCAUCAACUUCAUCGCUAUCUACUACCAUGCCUCCAGAGCCAUCCCAUUCGGCACCAUGGUUGCAGUGUGCUGCAUCUGUUUCUUUGUAAUUCUACCUCUGAACCUUGUGGGGACAAUUCUGGGCAGGAACCUUUCCGGUCAGCCCAACUUUCCUUGUAGGGUCAAUGCUGUACCCAGACCCAUCCCAGAGAAGAAAUGGUUUAUGGAGCCGGCGGUUAUUGUGUGUCUAGGUGGCAUCCUUCCAUUCGGGUCUAUAUUCAUUGAGAUGUACUUCAUCUUCACAUCUUUCUGGGCCUACAAGAUUUACUAUGUGUAUGGAUUUAUGAUGCUGGUGCUGGUGAUCCUGUGCAUUGUUACAGUCUGUGUUACCAUCGUCUGUACCUACUUCCUUCUCAAUGCAGAAGACUACAGAUGGCAGUGGACAAGCUUUCUCUCUGCAGCGUCAACAGCUGUUUACGUUUACAUGUACUCCUUCUACUACUAUUUCUUCAAAACAAAGAUGUAUGGCUUAUUUCAGACAUCAUUCUAUUUUGGCUACAUGGCUGUGUUCAGUACUGCUCUGGGAAUCAUGUGUGGUGCGGUGGGUUACAUGGGAACAAGUGCCUUUGUGAGAAAGAUCUACACAAAUGUGAAAAUCGACUAGAAACUCUGCAGCGACGCUGCGAAUCAGCCGACACUUCCUCCCGGUCGAAGCGGGCACAAAGUCUCCAUUUAUUUUGCAAGAAGAGAUUGUGGUAUCUUGUAUAAAAUCUAGUUUUCCAUUUUCUCAAAGAAUUAAAAGUUGCAGCAUGAUGCGUACACAAGGGUAAAAUGAGAGGUGUAAUAAACUUUUUAUUUUUUUGUUUUAUCUGCUUUUCGUUUUUCCCUCCAGAGGAAAUGCAGGCAGUAAAUGCAGAUAAAAG